UUAUAAUUCAAAUUUAAAUAGAAAAAUAAUAAAGUGUGAAAUUAAUUGUAAAACAAAAAAGGAUAUAAUCGGGAUCGGAUAUGGAAGAUUGCGAUAUUUCAUCGGAAAUUUCAAGCGAAUUAAUGUCAAACACAUUGGAUCUACGAAAAUCUCCUUCAACUAAUACCACGUCUCAAAAUUUAACAUCAUGGAAUUCUCAGCAACAACAACAGCAACAGCAACAACAACAGCAACACUCAAACAAACACAGUCUCAAAGAAAAUAUAUCUGGAACAAUAAAUGGCCAAAAUAGAAAAUUUCAAAUUAUGAAUUUAAUUUGUGUUGUAUGCGGUGACACCAGCUCUGGCAAACAUUAUGGUAUAUUGGCAUGCAAUGGUUGUUCAGGAUUUUUUAAAAGAAGUGUACGAAGAAAACUAAUUUACAGGUGUCAAGCUGGGACAGGUAGAUGUAUUGUUGACAAGGCUCACCGAAAUCAGUGUCAAGCUUGCAGAUUAAAGAAAUGCUUGCAAAUGGGAAUGAAUAAAGAUGCUGUACAAAAUGAACGGCAACCACGAAAUACUGCCACACUUAAACCUGAAACUCUGCGGGAUAUGGAACAUGGACAAGCCUUGAGGGAGGCAGCUGUAGCUGUUGGUGUUUUUGGAUCUCCUGUCGUUUUAUCUGCUCCGUGUUGCAAUAACGGGCCAAUAGUUUCCUCAUUUGAAGUUUUACACAGUUCCGAUAAAAAUUGCAAAUUUCAUUUAACGCCAAAUUUGUCGCAAUUUUCAAAUUUUUCAAAUGAAAGCUUUUCCUAUCAAACUAACUCAAAGGGACUCAAAGAAAAUAAAGAUUCUGAAGUUAAAUUUUCGGAUCUAUAUAAAGAAAGUCGAUCAUCUUGCGAAUCAUUAGGGUAUUCUAUAGAUAAUGAUAACGAAGAAGAUUCAAUCGAUGUUACCAAUGACGAAGAUGGCGAUGCGCAAAUAUCACCUAUACCUGGACGUCCUGAUAUUAAAAUUUUAACAAAUUCAAUUUAUGCUGGCUGUUCGGAGACUGUAUAUGAAACUAGCGCAAGACUUCUUUUUAUGGCUGUUAAAUGGGCGAAAAAUCUGCCAAGUUUUGGCAGUUUAGCUUUUAGAGACCAAAUUAUUCUACUUGAGGAAUCCUGGUCUGAACUGUUUCUUUUAAACGCUAUACAGUGGUGUAUUCCAUUAGAUGCCGCAGGAUGUCCCCUUUUUUCCGAACAAGAACAUUUUGAAAACGUUGGUGAAUCAAAAAAUGAGCUUUCAUUUGAUAUCCGAACACUGUUUGAAAUCUUUAGCAAAUUCAAAGCGGUUUUAGUAGACCCUGCGGAAUUCGCAUGCUUGAAGGCUGUAGUUCUUUUUAAACCAGAAACUAGAGGACUGAAAGAUCCCUCACAAAUUGAAAAUUUGCAAGAUCAGGCUCAUGUUAUGUUAGCACAACAUUCGAGAACACAAUAUCCUGCGCAAUUAGCUAGAUGUGGACGUCUUUUACUUAUGCUUCCUCUACUGCGUACAAUUAGUUCUAACAAAAUUGAGACAAUUUAUUUUAAGAAAAUAAUUGGCAAUACACAAAUGGAAAAAGUUUUAUGCGAUAUGUACAAGAAUUAAAAAUGUAUAACAAGAGAAAAUAUAAAAUAAAUGGAUAAAUGAAAUUUCAAUUAAAGCAUUCCUUUUAAAUAACGCUUACGUACUUCUUGUAGAAUACAAAAAAAAAUUAAUUAUUAUAAAAUUAUGUU
Molecule: messenger RNA, 1735 nt
Organism: Condylostylus longicornis
Lineage: Eukaryota; Metazoa; Arthropoda; Insecta; Diptera; Dolichopodidae
Gene: Hr51
Product: photoreceptor-specific nuclear receptor
Exons: 11
Coding region: 81-1607 (508 amino acids)
Biological process (GO): anatomical structure development; positive regulation of transcription by RNA polymerase II; cell differentiation
Molecular function (GO): nuclear receptor activity; RNA polymerase II cis-regulatory region sequence-specific DNA binding; zinc ion binding
Source: RefSeq, a predicted model, not a curated record